Oppia nitens is the source of this 1094-nucleotide messenger RNA. Its product is annotated as serine dehydratase-like. The record is from RefSeq and is a predicted model, not a curated record. Gene Ontology annotation, molecular function: L-serine ammonia-lyase activity; threonine deaminase activity. Bases 76 to 1065 code for a protein of 329 amino acids. Lineage: Eukaryota; Metazoa; Arthropoda; Arachnida; Sarcoptiformes; Oppiidae. The transcript is spliced from 4 exons. Gene Ontology annotation, biological process: L-serine catabolic process; L-threonine catabolic process.
UGUGUUAUUUGAAUAAAUUUUUUAUUAUUCAAUCACAAAUAGCCACAAUUUUUAAAAAUCAAUUGAUUGAACAAAAUGUCCAAAUCAUCGGAAAAGGAUCUAUUUGUUAGGACACCAUUGAUCGAGAGUCUAGAGUUGGCUCAGUACUGUCCCAAUAGGAGGGUAUACCUAAAAUUAGAGAACUGUCAGCCGUCGGGCAGUUUCAAAAUGCGAGGAAUCAGUCGAUUUUGUCAACAGGCUGUCCGCGAGAACCGUGAAGAAGUGAUAAGUUCGUCGGGCGGUAACGCAGGUCUGGCAGCUGCCUGUUCUGCUCGUCUAUUAGGCCUAAAGUGUCACAUAAUUGUGCCCAAACUUACUACUCAACGGAUCAUCGAUAAGAUUGCCAAAGAAGGAGCAGAUGUCGAAGUGUUUGGCAAUUUCUGGAACGAUGCCAACGAAAAGGCUCUCGAAUUGGUCAAGAAUUCACCGAAAAGUUUUUAUGUCCAUCCCUUUGAUAAUCCGAUUUUGUGGACAGGUCAUUCAACAAUGAUCGAUGAGAUUGUCCAAGACUUGGAUACUAUUAUUCCGUCAAUGAUAGUCACUUGUUGUGGCGGCGGUGGUCUACUGUGCGGUAUCAUCGAAGGUAUGCGUCGUCACAAUUGGACAUCAGUACCGGUGCUGGCAAUGGAGACCGACGGCGCUAAUUCGUUGAACGCCGCUGUACUGGCCGGCGGUCAGCCCGUUCGUUUACCGGCCAUAACCAGUGUGGCCACGUGUUUGGGUUCACUGAUUAUUUGCGAUCAAUUGGCCGACGAUUACCGAAAAAGUCAACCACCUGUGUUGUCACAUCUGGUCAACGAUAAACAAGCUGUCGAUGCGUGCAUUCGGUUCGCUAAUGAACACCGRUUUCUCGUCGAACCGGCUUGUGGAGCUUCUUUGGCUGCACUCUAUACUGGAUUAGUUAGCAAACUAUUUGCGGACAGUUGUGGUAAAUAUAGUGAUGGACCGGUAGUUGUUAUUGUGUGCGGCGGUUGCGAUGUCACACUGGAUAAGCUUAGCGAUUGGAAACAACAGUUUAAUCUAUAAGUUAUAUCAAUAAUUAUUCAUUUAAAAUA